Messenger RNA from Vitis riparia (riverbank grape), 1588 nucleotides. RefSeq names its product protein NRT1/ PTR FAMILY 1.1-like. Gene Ontology annotation, biological process: transmembrane transport. The record is from RefSeq and is a predicted model, not a curated record. Gene Ontology annotation, molecular function: transmembrane transporter activity. Gene Ontology annotation, cellular component: plasma membrane. Bases 4 to 1482 code for a protein of 492 amino acids. The transcript has 3 exons. Lineage: Eukaryota; Viridiplantae; Streptophyta; Magnoliopsida; Vitales; Vitaceae.
AACAUGAUAUUCUAUCUGAUGAAUGGGUAUCAUAUGGAAGCUGCAACUGGGUCAACCAUUUUGUUCACUUGGUCUGCUUUUUCCAAAUCCUUGGCCGUUUUUGGAGCUCUUCUCUCUGAUUUUUACCUGGGUCGGUUUAGGGUCAUCGCCUUUGGGUCCUUCUCUAGCCUUCUUGGGAUCACACUACUCUGGUUAACUGCCAUGAUUCCAUGGUUGAAACCUCCCCCAUGUAACCAAUUGAAUGAUAAUUGCAACUCUGCAACACCAGCCCAACUUGCUGUCUUAUUGACUUCUCUUGGGCUAAUCUCAGUUGGAGCUGGCUGCAUCAGACCUUGUUCGAUAGCCUUUGGUGCAGACCAAUUACACAAUAAAGAAAACCCCGAUAAUGACAGAGUCUUGCAAAGCUUCUUCAAUUGGUAUUAUUCUUCCAUUGGAGUAUCAACAGUGAUAGCUUUAACAUUUAUAGCAUACAUUCAAGAUCACUUGGGAUGGAAAUUCGGGUUUGGAGUUCCUGUAAUUCUCAUGGUCUUCUCUUCUCUCAUGUUUGUCCUUGGCUCGUCUCUUUACAUCAGAGUGAAGCCUGGCAAGAACUUGCUUACUGGAUUUGUUCAAGUUUUAGUGGUGGCGUUUAAGAACAGAUGCCUAACUCUUCCAACUGAUUCUGUUGGAUAUUACAAUCACAGCAGUGAUCCCAAAUUCCUUGCUCCGACUAGUGAGUUAAGGUGCCUGAACAAAGCUUGCAUAAUCAGGGAUCCCAACAGAGACUUGAACUCAGAUGGGUCGACUUCAAAUCCAUGGAGUCUUUGUUCAGUGGAACAAGUAGAGUCAGUCAAAUCUCUUCUCAGAGUCAUUCCCCUAUGGUCCACAGGUAUCAUGAUCCUAAUGAGCAUGGAGCAGACUUCAUUUUCCACUCUCCAAGCAAACACCAUGGAUAGACAUAUUACCCCAAAUUUUGAAAUCCCAGCAGGGACAUUUUCAGUGUUCACAAUCGUCACUCUUACAAUAUGGUUACCAGUUUAUGACUGCCUACUUGUUCCCAUAUUGGCAAGAUACACUGGCCAGCUGCGCGGCCUCAGCCCCAAAGUUCGAAUGGGAAUAGGGUUGGUAUUGUCUUGCAUGGCCAUGGCAAUGGCAGCAGCAACUGAAAUGAUAAGACGGAGAAUUGCCACUAAACAAGGGCUAGAAGACCAACCGGCUGCCACAGUGAACAUGUCUGCACUGUGGCUACUUCCACAAUAUGUCCUUCUUAGACUGGCCGAAGCUUUUAAUGGAAUUGGGCAGAAUGAGUUUUAUUACUCUCAGUUUCCCAAGAGCAUGUCAAGCCUGGCAGGGGCUCUUUUCACACUUGGACUGGCUCUAUCUGGCUUAGCAGGAAGUCUCCUGGUGAAUGUUGUGAAUAGUGUGUCACAACCAAAGGAGGGAAAGAAAGCUGGUUGUCAAGCAACCUCAAUAAAGGUCACUUGGAUUAUUAUUAUGGACUGAUUAAUUGCUGUAUUGGGUAUGAUUAACUUCAUUUACUUUCUUGUUUGUUGUCGGUUAUAUGGACCUUGUGAGGAUGAAAAGACUAAACUCUCUGGUGAGGUGGAAG